AACAGAAACCAAAACCAAAGCAAAAACUAGAGCUCUUCGUAACGCUCACAAUCACAGAGAGAAAAACUCAAUUCAAAACCACUCUCUCUCUCUCUCUCUCUCUCUCUCUAUCUAGAUCCUUUCUCCUUCAUCUUUCAAUGGCAGGUACAAUGAAAAAAGUCGACAAGAUUCGUCAAAUCGUUCGCUUGAAACAGCUCAUGACACGGUGGAAGCAACUCAGUCUCCGUCGUCAUUCGCUCCGUCCGGAGCCUGAAGAGCCCUGCCUCACUCCUCGAAGACAACCACCUUCAGGCUUUCUCUUUGUCUACGUCGGAUCGGAACGACGCCGUUUCGCCAUCCCCGCUCGGUUUCUCAACUUCCCCGUUUUCGCCGGUCUUCUCGAUGCAACCGAGGAGGAGUUCGGUCUACGAGGUAACGGCGGUUUGGUUCUUCCGUGCCACGUGGAGUUUUUCACGGAAAUCGUUAAGCGGCUUCAUAGGAACGAACAGAAGUAUGGGAAACUAACUUUGGAAGAGUUUGUUACAAUAUUUGCUGACGUGGCGGUUGAAGGUUGUAAGGAAAAGGAAAACGUCGUCGUUUUGAGUCCUUUGUUGCAGAACGCUUUGGUUUAAAAUCUGGAUUUGUAAAUGAAGAUGGGAAGAAAAAGUAGAAGCAGAGAAAGUUUAUUUCUUUUCUUUUUUAUUUCUCUGUAUUUUUCUUUCUUUUUUUUAAUUAGUUUUUGGUUCUAAUCGUCCUUGAAUCCAUUUACUAAAAAUUUGAGUCAUGGAUUUCAAUGAGAUGUUGAACUAUCUUUUUUAGGUUUAGAUUUGUUGGGUUGUUUUUAUUGAUAUCCAAUUUUAUUAUUAAAAAUGAUCGAAUUUUUAUGAUCAAUGAGAAAUUGUGUUAGUGUUGGUACA
This is a messenger RNA of Lathyrus oleraceus (garden pea), 896 nucleotides long. RefSeq names its product protein SMALL AUXIN UP-REGULATED RNA 51. Gene Ontology annotation, biological process: response to auxin. The transcript has a single exon. The record is from RefSeq and is a predicted model, not a curated record. Bases 138 to 611 code for a protein of 157 amino acids. NCBI's taxonomy places the organism in Eukaryota, Viridiplantae, Streptophyta, Magnoliopsida, Fabales, Fabaceae.